Messenger RNA from Bombus huntii, 2731 nucleotides. Its product is annotated as MYCBP-associated protein-like. Bases 202 to 2145 code for a protein of 647 amino acids. The transcript has a single exon. The record is from RefSeq and is a predicted model, not a curated record. NCBI's taxonomy places the organism in Eukaryota, Metazoa, Arthropoda, Insecta, Hymenoptera, Apidae.
GUUCAAAUAAUUAAUACGCGCGAUAAACAGGACGAAUUGCAAAAAGGUACAAUAAUUUACCUUACCUGUCGUUAGGCUCAUUUUUUAUUUAAACGAAGUUAAAACCAAGUGAUUCGAUUUUGAUUUUUCUAUAAUCGAAAUAGAACUUUGUCGAAGGUUCAAGUAAUUGAAUAUUUUUAAUACCAGAAUAUAAGAUUAUCUAUGAUCUGUUCAGAUUUUUCUCGAAUAUAUAUGGAUUAUGCGCGAAAGAUUGGUAAAUCGGAUGAGCCGAAAAAAUGGGUGAAACAGUUUACGACAACGGUGACAGCACGCGAUGGACUUAUGAGUCCGCAGUCGAUAUUUCUGGAAGAUCGGCGCUUGGCGAAUUGGCGGAGAUGGUUAGACAGGCGAACGAUACAAUAUAAGCGCAUUACGUCUACGACCGGUCGUCAUCGAAAUGAUCAAAUUCUGAAUUCUUGCGAAAAGGUACGGCCACUGAUCGAAAUGAGAAACUUGAUAGAUUACGCGACAGUGCCGAUACCAGCUAUACCCGAUAAAUAUCGAGGUGGUACGGAAUUUUGGAGGACCCCGAAAACACUGCCUAAACGUGACCCGUGUUUGCCAGAUAUUACGUUUACACCGAGUAAAAAGGAGCUAAAUGUAAUUCCGGAAUUGACGUACGUCGACUUGCCCGAAUUAAUAGAGAAAGAAAAAGAUUUGGUCGGCUUGAAAUCGAAGGAACCAUCGUGGGGACGCAGUCGGUACUUGAAGAGAAGAGAGAAGGAGUUGUCGAAAGAAAUAGCGAUGCUCGUGCCGAAACAACCAGAAACGAAAGACUUGGCAAUCAGGAAUUCAAUCGCAGCGAUAAAGGAACCGUUCGCGAGAAUUCCGCCGAUAACAGUUUCCGAUACAGAAGGGAAAGAACAGGACGCAGGAUUCUGCUGCGAUUGUUAUUCCGAGCAGGCGAUCGUCCUGAAGAUCCAAGAUCGUGAAAUCGUUUGGCGGAACGUUUCAUCGAAGCAGGACCGCGCGCAAUCAGAUCCAAUCCAGUGGAAUUUAACAUUUUGUGGAAAAAUUAACGAAAGGACGGAGAAAGAAAUCGUGUUCGAGAAUAAAGGAAAUCGCGUGAUCGUUUACCAAUGGCGGGACGCAACGUUUCGAUCUAACGCAAUUCCUUUAGCCAAACGAACCAGUUCUUUCUUUUUUAACAAAACGAAAGGAGUGAUCCUUCCAGGGCAAAUUGUCAAAUUAAAGAUAUGGUAUCUCGGUGUCUCUUAUGUUUCUACCGAAUUCUGGAAACUUACGACCGAUCCAAUCUUGUGUUCCUCUCCGUUGGUAUUUCGAUUUUGGGGUUGCGCCGAAACCCCAAACGUUCUCCCUUCAGUAAACUUUCGUCCUGUACAAAUAGUCGAUAAAUACUUGAAUCGUUGCAUUCGAAAUACCGUGAUACGUGAGAUAAUUAACGAUAUUAUGGAAAAUGUGAGUUUCGCUAGACAUCCGGAACCUGCGUACGGUAGCCUAUUUUUAGAGUCAGAACUAUUCGCUAUUCAAAAUUCACUGUGCUUUUACAAUCCGACGCUUACGAUAGAAUUCCACAAGAUUUACUACAAUGCGACGAAUCAAACGAAGCACCGUUGGAACAUGCUGUUAAACGAUAUACGAGAAAUCCUAUUGAAGAUCAAAGAACCGGAACGUAGGAAUAUAAUAUUAUCGCAAUUCACUGAACUUUAUAAAGAAUGUUUGGAACCCUCGUUGUACAGGUCCGUGCGAUAUAACAAGUACGAAACGAUAUACAAUUUGCUUUGCUCGUUUUUCAAUUUGUUCGAGAUGGAAAGCGAGUCAGCAAGAAACGCUUACCUCGUGAACGAAUAUAAAGAAACUCCUGUUAUGGCUCCGCGAAUGAGUUAUACGAUGUCGAUGAACGCAUCUCAGCCAUCCGUUAAGAGCAAUAAUUGGCGAAAUAGACGAGGAAGGAAGUCGAGUGUUCGUUCGCAAAACAGUCAGGUUCGGACAAUUACGGAGCAAAGAAAUCGCACAGUUCCCGCCAAUGAUUCUCUUUAUAAAGAAAUAUUUUUUAUUCGUAUUUAUGAACUUUUGGGAGAAACGAUAAUACGAAUAUUCGCAUCUAUCGAAUCGUUCGAUAAUUUGAACGAACGUGAUAAAUAAAGUUAUUUAAUAGAAAUAACAACGAUUCACUGUUUCCUCGUAUAUUUUACCAGAAUGUACCAGAAAAAGACAGACACAGAACGAUCGUGACUUGAAAUUAACUUAAGAGAUUGCUAAAAAGAUUUGCCUGCAUCUCAGUAAUUGUAUUUCUCGCCAGUUUGUCUUUAUGUCGUUUCCAUCUCUAUCUCUCAGUCUUCGAAACUCUUUUAUCUGUGAAUUAAUUUUAAUCAGCGUAGUCUAUAUGAUAUCGUACAUAAGUAUAUCAGUGACGUUAAUGCAACUCACUUCGCUGGCUCGUAUAGGUAUAACUACGGGAAAUACGAUCCAAGUAGCGCACUCUGGAUAUUCACCGAUAUUGUACGAUCCUGCAUAAGUAUAGUAUCUAGUGCAAUACGUUGACCAGCGCAUCCAUGCUAAACAGUCUACGAGAAACAUGACCAAAAUAUCGAGAUAUUUCCUUCGAUUACAAUCUUAAUGAAUAAUCUUAAUUGACAUUCUUCUAUGUUCUUAAAUAUCACUUGCCAAAUAUUAUCCCAAACUAUAUUCAACGCUUACUAGGUGGUAUUUUCGUUUCCAUGUCUGGAUC